Messenger RNA from Carassius gibelio (silver crucian carp), 926 nucleotides. Its product is annotated as xenotropic and polytropic retrovirus receptor 1 homolog. The transcript has 3 exons. Gene Ontology annotation, cellular component: plasma membrane; cytoplasm; Golgi apparatus. The record is from RefSeq and is a predicted model, not a curated record. NCBI's taxonomy places the organism in Eukaryota, Metazoa, Chordata, Actinopteri, Cypriniformes, Cyprinidae. Gene Ontology annotation, molecular function: inositol hexakisphosphate binding. The coding region runs from base 40 to 546 and encodes 168 amino acids. Gene Ontology annotation, biological process: cellular response to phosphate starvation; phosphate ion transport.
CUGCUUGUGGAGGGGAGGAUAUACCUGUAUAUAUGGGCCAUGGUUACCUGUACAGGUGUUCUAGUUACAGUGAGCUGGGAUUUAAGGAUGGAUUGGGGAUUACUUCGGGGAAAUGGCCUGCUAAAAGACGAGCUGGUGUUCUCCCAACAGUGGUACUACUAUACAGCCAUGCUGGCGGAUGUGCUGUUGCGGGUCUCCUGGGCUAUAAAUAUCCUCCUGGCUCAGAUGAAGGAUUCAGCUGCAGCUGCCACAGCAAGUGCCCUGCUGGCACUACUGGAAAUCCUCAGACGUUUUAUAUGGAAUCUCUUUCGGCUGGAAAAUGAGCAACUGAAAAACGUUGAGAAAUGUUGUGCUGUUCGAGAUUUCUGCAACAUCUGGAGACGUCUGGAAAAGGAUCAGGAUGUGCUAUCUAAUCACAAAAUCACAACGCGUGCCACAAUAUGCUGUUUACCUCGCCCAAAACACAGGUUAUUUUCUGGACAGCUGCUGAAUCUGUUCCAUCUUAGCAGUUUUAAAAAGAAUUGUUUAAUAAUUCAAAGGACAUAGUCAAUGAUAUCUGAAAAAUGAACAAUGUUCUUUUGCAGGGUAAAGGAGAUAAAACUGCCUGUUAGGGGAACAGAUCCUGAGAUUCAUCCAUGCAUUUAAGGAAGAAAAUAUGUCUUUAUAACUUCAACAAAAUUUUGCUUGAAAUAUUUGAUCAUGCAGGUAUGCAAAUGAAAUGUUAGAUAAGAAAAUUAUUAUCCUGUUAACAAUAAUAAAUUCUGUAACUAUAUCUGUUCACUUAGACCUUACUGAGACAUUUCACAUGCAUUGUAUUUUCUGCAAUAAAGUAAAACUAUCUUUUCAUGUUUCAUUCACGAUAAAUCAAUUUUGUUGUAAUCAAGCAAAAGUCAUUUUUAACCAACAAUAAUAGGCAUAACCUAAUU